This is a messenger RNA of Nematolebias whitei (Rio pearlfish), 1495 nucleotides long. RefSeq names its product G protein-coupled receptor 27 (gene gpr27). Lineage: Eukaryota; Metazoa; Chordata; Actinopteri; Cyprinodontiformes; Rivulidae. The record is from RefSeq and is a predicted model, not a curated record. Gene Ontology annotation, molecular function: G protein-coupled receptor activity. Gene Ontology annotation, cellular component: plasma membrane. The transcript has a single exon. Gene Ontology annotation, biological process: G protein-coupled receptor signaling pathway. The coding region runs from base 144 to 1253 and encodes 369 amino acids.
GACAGAAAUGAGGGAUAAAAAGAGGAAGAAGAAGAAACGGAGUGGUUUGGUUCUGGUUUCAUGUUUUCCUUCCUGGCUUCUUGUCGGUGUCGGAGGUGCAGGGCGGAGGAUUUGAUGCGGGGAGAGGGGCACGCGCUCUGCUCAUGGCAAACACAAGUGAGUUCGGGGAGAGCAGCUCGUCCCUCCAGAACCACGCAGCGUGCGCGGUCAAGCUGGCCUCGCUGGCUCUGAUCACGGCCACGAGCCUGCUGGGGAACGUGUCCCUGUCGCUGCUGCUGCUGAGGGACGCCUCCCUGCGCAGGGCUCCCUACUACUUCCUGCUGGACCUGUGCGCGGCAGACGUGCUGCGCGCCGCCGUGUGCUUCCCCCUCGUGAUGGCGUCGGUCGGCGGCGGCUCCGCGUGGCCGUACGGAGCGCUCAGCUGCAAGCUCGUCGCCUUCCUGUCGGUGCUCUUCUGCUUCCACGUGGCCUUCCUGCUCUUCUGCGUCAGCGUCACGCGCUACAUGGCCAUCGCGCACCACCGCUUCUACUCCAAGCGCAUGAACCUGUGCACGUGCGUGGCGGUGAUCUGCAUGGUGUGGACCCUGUCCGUGGCCAUGGCCUCCCCCCCGGUGUUCGACGUGGGCACGUACAAGUUCAUCCGCGAGGAGGAGCAGUGCACGUUCGAGCACCGCUACGUGCAGGCCAACGACACACUGGGCUUCAUGCUCAUGCUGGUGGUCAUCGUGGGGACCACCCACGUGGUCUACAUCAAGAUGCUCUGCUUCGUCUACGACCACCGCAAGAUGAAGCCGGCCCAGCUGGUGCCGGCCAUCAGCCAGAACUGGACCUUCCACGGGCCUGGAGCCACUGGGCAAGCUGCAGCCAACUGGAUCGCGGGCUUCGGCCAUGGGCCCACCCCGCCCACACUGGUGGGCAUCCGGCAGGCCUGUCACCCCGGCAACAGGAGGCUGCUGGUCCUGGACGAGUUCAAGACAGAGAAACGCAUCGGCAAGAUGUUCUACAUGAUCACCCUGACCUUCCUCAUCCUGUGGGCUCCAUACAUCAGCGCGUGCUACCUGCGGAUAUUUGUGCGCGGAGCCCCCGUCCCGCAGCUCCACCUGACCGCCGCCGUGUGGCUGAGCUUCGCCCAGGCAGGGGCCAACCCCAUCAUCAGCUUCCUGUUCAACAAGGAGCUGCGAGUCAGACUCAGGGCCUGUUUCUCCUGCUGCCUGGGGACACAGACCCCCAUGGAGCCUUUCUGUGUCAUAUGAACCCCCCUUGAGCCAAAAUACUGCCAAAGACUUAUUUAUGUGCCCCUUUUAGAAUGGACACUGGAGGGCCCCCCAGGAUAAGAUGGGACAACCUCUUCAUCAUCACUCAUUGUGCAGGGCUGUGCAACCUGCGGCUCUGGGGCCACACCGUGGUCCCUCUGGAGCGCUCUGGACCAACAUGGGAAUGAACAAUAUUUAAAUUUACAGGAAAACAAAUUUAUUUGUUGAGUCUUUCUGAUACA